This is a messenger RNA of Cajanus cajan (pigeon pea), 1014 nucleotides long. Lineage: Eukaryota; Viridiplantae; Streptophyta; Magnoliopsida; Fabales; Fabaceae. The record is from RefSeq and is a predicted model, not a curated record.
UAGUGUGUAUGCAUUAUCCUCUAUUCUCAUGAACAGCAAACAACUGAACUAUUGCUAUACAUUCCGAGAAGCUUUAGUUUCAAGACAUUGCUCCUUUUUGUUUUUCUGCCGACAUCACCGUACCACGAACACCCUCAGCAAUUCUUGUAACAAAGUUGUGAUGGCGUCCUGUUACUUCAAUCCUAUCCCUACUAGCUCUCAUCUCAUUUGUGCAGAUUUAUCUAGAAAAUUCAAGAUUCCAAAGCUUCUUCACAGGCACAAAAGGAGGUUUGAUGGAUCACCUAGGUCCUCAAAAAUUACUGCAUUUUAUGGCUUAAAGACACCUCCUUAUGAACUUAAUGCCUUAGAGCCAUAUAUGAGUAAGAGGACAAUUGACAUGCACUGGGGUGAAUAUCAUCGAAAUUUUAUAGAAGGUUUGAACAAACAGCUAGAAAAGGAUGAUAUACUAUAUGGUUACACCUUGGAUGAACUAGUCAAAGUGACAUACAACAAUGGGAAUCCGUUCCCCGAAUUCAACAAUGCAGCUGAGGUUUGGAAUCAUGACUUCUUCUGGGAAUCCAUGCAGCCAGGUGGGGGUGAUAUGCCCACACUAGGUCUCCUUCAACAGAUUGAAAAGGAUUUCGGAUCAUUUACAAAUUUUAGAGAGAAAUUUAUAGGAGAUUCCCUAACAUUAUUUGGUUCUGGUUGGGUUUGGCUAGUUUUGAAGAGAGAAGAGAAACGGCUAGCCAUAGUCAAAACUUCAAAUGCCAUUUGCCCAAUUGUGUGGGAUGACAUACCAAUUAUCAAUUUGGAUUUGUGGGAGCAUGCAUACUAUCUGGAUUACAGGUGUUUAGGAUUGAAGACAGCUUGUCAUUUGGAGAGAUCUUGUGAACUUAGAGCAGGAGGCAAGGAUUUCAAUGUGUAAUGAAAGAGAAAAACAAGCAUGUUCUUGGACUUACUAUAGCGUUAUUGUAUGAAAGUAUGAAUGUAAUUAUUAAUGUGGUAAGAGGCUAUUAAAAUUUUGAAGUGAACCAA